AGAGGAAGCACGGCAAGCAGGGGGAGCACAUCACUGCAAGGAGAGAGGGAGCACAGCGCUGGAAGGAGGAGGAGGAGAGAGACCAAGGCCAAGGCAAGGCUAGCAGCCUGUGGAAGCAGGGUGCCCUGGUUCUCUCCUCUCCUGCCCCACGCUGUAGCAUCAGAAUGGGCUGCACGGCGGGACACCCGGCCUGCCAGCCCCAGUCCCCCGGAGCCUGUGGAGUGUCCGCUGCCGAGAGCCACAGCGUAGGACCAGAGGAGCUAGGCCCCAAAGCUCCAGACGUGCUGUCCUCUCUGGAGCGACUCUCCCAAGCCACAGGUGGGGUGGAGAAGUCCUGGUACCGCUGUAUUUUCCCCUUCGGCAUAAUCUCCCUGGUGAUCGGCAUCGCGGGAACGGGCGUCAGCUACACCUACAAUGAUCUCCCACAGACCAAGGUGGUGUCUGUGGUGCUGCUGGUGACCGGGUUGAUCCUGAUCAUAAUGGCCACACUCUGCUGGACAGCCCACAAGAAGAAACGCAGGAAAAAAAAGCAAGGAGCGUCCGAUAGUUCUGAGCAGUGCCCACUAUGACGGGGGGGCAGUUGGAAGAUGACAGAAACGAAGCAAAAAGGAUGAAAGGCAUUGGGGAGCAUGUUUGGUGGUUUUUGACUCACAGCAUCCCUCUUUAGGAUUCUUUUUUUUUUUUUUGAUUCUGCUGAUGAGCUCUGUCCACCGACUAACUCAGGAGAAGCACCAACUGAGAAAUGCCAAAAAAAAGUGUACGCACAUUUUUUUUUUUGGCGUAAAAGUCUCAUUUGAACACACUCAAGGAUUGGAGUGGAAACACUUUUAAGUGGCGAGGGGAGGGGCACAUGCAGUUUACCGUCACAGAGCAGGUGUCUAGUGUCAAAACAAGCCAGAAGAAGCAGCACACUCUUACACGCACACACACUCUCUCUCUCUCUCUCUCUCUCUCUCUCUCUCUCUCUCUCU
Molecule: messenger RNA, 971 nt
Organism: Sardina pilchardus (European sardine)
Lineage: Eukaryota; Metazoa; Chordata; Actinopteri; Clupeiformes; Clupeidae
Product: transmembrane protein 100
Exons: 2
Coding region: 165-569 (134 amino acids)
Biological process (GO): cellular response to BMP stimulus
Cellular component (GO): plasma membrane
Source: RefSeq, a predicted model, not a curated record